Zingiber officinale is the source of this 2677-nucleotide messenger RNA. RefSeq names its product pentatricopeptide repeat-containing protein At1g79540-like. The transcript has a single exon. Gene Ontology annotation, molecular function: protein binding. The record is from RefSeq and is a predicted model, not a curated record. The coding region runs from base 78 to 2462 and encodes 794 amino acids. Lineage: Eukaryota; Viridiplantae; Streptophyta; Magnoliopsida; Zingiberales; Zingiberaceae.
CUCUUCUCCCUCACGAAACCCUGCUCCGCUUUCGGACGCCGACGCCGACGCCGACGCCGCCGUCGCUUCAUGACCGUAUGAGAUGGGCGGCGGCCGCCAAGAACGCCCCUUUUCUUCUCCGGAGAAUGGGGGCCUCCUCCCUCCACUCAUCCUCCUCCGGAGCCUCCUUUUUCGAUGCCCUCGGGCUCGCCGCCUGCGAUCGCGUCCUCUCCGUCAUCAGCACCGUGCCGGACUUCGAGCCCCAGCUCGACUUCCUUUCCCCGAUCCUCACCACCGCCGUCGUCGCCGAGGUACUCGCCGACGCCCCCGCCCCCCGCCUCGCCUUCCGCUUCUUCUCCUGGGCCUCCCGCCAGCGCCAUCUCCGCAGCUGGGCCUCCUACAACGGAUGCAUCUCCAUCCUCAGAUCCCCCGGAGGCUUCGACUCCGCCUGGUGCGCCCUCAACGAGCUGAAACAGCAGGGCGUCUCUGUGUCGCCGGCCGCUUUCACCGCGCUCAUAUCUGCCUAUUCGGCCUCCGGACAGGUCGAGAAAGCCGUGGAGGCCUUCGAGAGGAUGCCGGAGUUCAGUAGCCGCCCCAACACAUUUGCCUACAACACCAUGCUUCAAAUCUUCGUCGAAAAAGGUGUGAUUGUUCUUGCAUUGGCAGUUUACAACCAGAUGAUCAAGUCGGAUUGCCGUCCGAAUCGGUCCACCUAUGUCAUUUUGAUGAGUGGGCUGUGCAAGGCUGGGAAGACGGAGGACGCACGAUUGUUGUUCGAUGAAAUGCUACAUCAAGGUAUAACCCCAAACACAGCUGUGUAUACGGUGUUCCUCUCAUCCCUCUGCAAGGCCAACCGGCAUGAUGAAGCAAGUGCGCUGCUGGAAUCCAUGAAGCAGAAGAAUUGCAAACCAGAUUUGGUCACUUACCAUGCACUGUUGAAUGGCUUUUGCAACUCAGGGAAGAUCAGUGAAGCUUUUGAGCACCUGAGAAGAUUUAAAGAGGAUGGCUUUGUGCUAGGAUUAAGUGGUUAUAGUUGUUUGAUAGAUGGAUUGUUCAAGGCCGGGAGGUUUGAGGAAGCGUGUCAUCAUUACAAGGAAAUGCUGGAGAACGAUGUGGUUCCUGAUGUUAAAUUGUACACAAUAAUGAUCAGGGGUUAUGCAAUAAAUGGCAAGGUUGAAGAAUCAUUCUCGUUCUUGUCCGAGAUGACUGGUCGUGGUUUAGUUCCUGAUACCUCCUGCUAUAACACCUUAAUCAAAGGUCUUUGUGACAUCGGACGCUUGAAUAGGGCUCGCUCAUUGGUCUUGGAGAUCUCACAGAACGAUCGAUUUGUUAACUCUGUCACGUACACUAUUAUGAUUUGUGGAUUGUGCAAGGAAGGACUUAUUGAUGAGGCUCACAAGAUAUUUGAUGAGAUGGAAAGUCAUGGUUGCAUCCCAACUGUGAUGACAUUCAAUUCUCUGAUCAAUGGGCUUUGCAAGGCUAGGAAGUUGGAAGAAGCUCGGAUUUUAUUUUACAAGAUGGAGAUGGGCAGAAAUCCCUCUCUAUACCUUCGGCUCUCGCAAGGCGCAAAUAAGAUUCACAACAAGAGCGACCUUCGCCAAGCGGUUGAGGACAUGUGCCAAUCUGGUCAUGUGCUUAAAGCAUACAAGCUUCUGCGUAGUAUCAUAGAUUGUGGGGUGGUACCUGAUAUCGUCACAUAUAACACAUUGGUAGAUGGUUUAUGCAAGGCAGGGAACCUUGACGGUGCUAUCAAACUCUUCAAGGAAGCUCAUUUAAAGGGGCUCUCUCCAGAUCCAGUCACAUAUGGGACACUCAUUGAUGGUCUUUUAAAGGUCCAUAAGGAGGAUGAAGCUUUUGCUCUUCUUCAACAUAUGUCACCAAGUGGUUGUGCUCCAAGUCGAUCAGUAUAUAGUACUCUAAUGAGGACAUUGUGCAGGAAGAAAAGGGUUUCACAAGCAGUUACUCUUUGGUUGAAUUAUCUCUCACAGUCCUUGAAGCUUCCUGAGGAUGCUGAUAAGAUUGCCACGGUGCGGAAACUUUUCUUGGAAGGCAACCUGGAAGAAGCCAUUAGAGGCUUGGUUGAGCUGGAUCAAAAUCAUGGUGUACUUGGUCCGUUCCCCUACACAAUUUGGCUCAUUGGGUUUUGUCAGGUAAGAAAGAUCGAUGAAGCCUUCCUGAUUUUUCAGAUCCUGAUGCAGGCCAAGAUCCAUCCAACCCCUCCCAGUUGUGCACUCCUUAUCAAUUACCUAUGCAGGAGUUGGAAGCUAGAAUCUGCAUUGGAUGUUAUGUACUACACCUUGGACAAGGGAUUCAUAUUCGAUAGGCAAGUGGGAAAUCGCUUGUUGAAGAAGCUCUGCCAGCAAAACAAAAAGGAUGCUGCCCUAGAUCUCGCAGAAAGGAUGCAUCUUUCGGGCUAUGAUAUGGAUGCAUAUCUCCGAGUAACUACAAAAUUUCUGUUGUACUAUUGGCCUGGUGAAAGAUGAGUUGUGAUGCUACGCAAGUGAUUGAACUGAUGAAGAUGCAGUUGUGAUUUUUUUAUUGUUUUUCUUUCUUCACUCAGAACAGGUUGAUUGAUAACCAUUGUUGAAGUGGACAUUUGUGGGUUUCUGUAAGCCACAUCCACAUUCUGUAACAUUAAUGAGGAACUGGUUAUUGAAAAAAAUAUAUAUGAUUUUGAGUUUUGUUGCCCAUGAGUUUA